ACUGAAUGCUGUAUUUGAAGUAGACACAGAUCUGCAGAAGGAUGUCCAGUUGAAAAUUACAGCAGAAAUGGCCUGGCCUUCCAUACUAAGUUCACCACGCCAUCUAAGCUUCCCUCUUACCAAUACAAACAGUUCAUCAGAAGAAGAAAUUUUUCUAGAAAAUCCAGCUGAUGUUCCUGUGUAUGUUCAAUUCCUUCCUGUAGCUCUCUAUUCUAACCCAUCCACCUUCGUUGAUAAGAUGUUACAACGGUUUAAUUUGAGUAAGCCAACUAAUUUCAAUCUGAGGACUCUAGAGUUCCAGGUCUUCCGAAAUUGUGUCCAGCCACUACAGAGCACUGUAGGACUUACAAAGGGCCUGACUCGUCAUUCAGUUUUAAGCCUAAUAUUGAAACCUGGAGAGAGGAAGUCUGUCAAAGUAAAGUUCACUCCAGUUCUUAAUAAAACUGUUUCAUCGUUAAUUGUUAUCAGAAAUAAUUUGACUGUAAUAGAUGCCAUAGUGGUACAAGGACAAGGAACAACUGAGAGCUUGAAGGUUGCAGGCAAACCUCCUGGUCCAGGAAGUUCUUUACGCUUUAAAAUCACAGAAGCAUUAUUAAAAGACUGUUCAGAAAAAAUGAAAUACAAAGAACCAAAUUUCACACUGAGAAGAACAUUUAAAGUGGAAAAUACAGGGCAGCUGCAGAUUAAUGUGAAAGCUAUGGAAAUCAGUGGCUAUACAUGUGAAGGAUAUGGAUUUAAAGUAGUUAACUGUCAUGAGUUUGCACUAAGUGCCAAUGCCUCUAAAGACAUUGUCAUAUUGUUUACACCUGAUUUCACUGCUUCCAGAGUCAUACGUGAAUUAAAAUUCAUCACUGCAGGAGGCUCUGAAUUCGUAUUUAUCUUGAAUGCAUCCCUUCCAUAUCACAUGUUAGCAACAUGUGCAGAAGCACUACCCAGGCCCAACUGGGAACUGGCACUGUACAUAAUCAUCUCAGGAAUAAUGAGUGUACUCUUUCUCUUGGUAAUUGGAACAGCUUACCUAGAAGCUCAAGGAAUCUGGGAGCCAUUUAGGAGACGCUUGUCCUUUGAGGCCUCAAACCCUCCCUUUGACAUGGCAAGACCACUUGAUCUCAGGAGAAUAGUUGGAAUUUCAUCUGAUGGAAACUUGAACACGCUCGGAUCAGAUUCUAAUCACAGUUCAUCCAGAGGGAUCUAUGGAACAGGCAGUUCAUCUUCAAGAUCCAGUGCAGGGAAUCAUAAACAAUGCAAUGCAACAACACACCUUCACAGCAAUAGAAGUGCACCUGAUGUGGAAAACAUCAAAUCCAAAAACAGUUCAAGCACACCCAAUAGGACUUCAGCACAAGCAGCGUCCGUGCAGUCAGUGAGCAGAGCGGGCCCCUUUCCCCUGGAUUCGGGUGCCGCAGCUCCGGCUCACGCCGCAGGCCGAAGAGCCAAGGGGACGAGGCAGAACCAGCAGCCGGCGCAGCAGCAG
This is a messenger RNA of Merops nubicus (carmine bee-eater), 1474 nucleotides long. RefSeq names its product transmembrane protein 131-like. Gene Ontology annotation, cellular component: membrane. The transcript has 9 exons. The record is from RefSeq and is a predicted model, not a curated record. The annotation marks the transcript as partial. Lineage: Eukaryota; Metazoa; Chordata; Aves; Coraciiformes; Meropidae.